This is a messenger RNA of Paramecium octaurelia, 1955 nucleotides long. NCBI's taxonomy places the organism in Eukaryota, Ciliophora, Oligohymenophorea, Peniculida, Parameciidae. The record is from the annotation of a GenBank genome assembly.
AUGUCUAAGAAAUCUAAUUUGGGUAAGGCUCUUCAAAGGCAACAAUAAAGGAAAAUGAAUGAGGGGGCAGCAAAAGUUCAGAAUCAAGGAUAGUUCUUUCAUGAUGGGAAGGUCGUAAAGGAGGAAUAUCAAAUCUAAUAAGAGAACUUGCAAUCUAUAAUUGAUUAGAAUCCUUUAAACGAGUAUUUGUAGAUGGCAGAGAUGGCAAAUAUCAAAUAUUAAGCAGAGAAGAAAUCAGAUGUGGUGGUAAAUGAAUAGCAGAAAUAAGUAAAAGAAAAGUGGAUAAUUUUUAGUUAGUGAUCAAUGUAAAUGCAAUAAGAAAGGGACAAUUACCGAAUUCAUCGGUGUAUGAUUAUUAGAAGAACCAACUGUUGGUUGACUUACAAAUACCAAGAAGACCUAGAUGGGAUGAAAAGACUACAGUUGAGUAAUUGAGGUUGAUGGAGAAUGAGAAUUUUUUAAAGUGGAGAAAGGAAUUGGCAAAGUUCGAAGAGGAACAUUACUAGAUCUAAUUGACUCCUUAUGAGAAGAAUAUUGAAGUUUGGAAGUAAUUGUGGAGAGUGGUAGAGAAAGCAGAUAUUUUGGUUUAAGUGGUAGAUGGAAGAGACAUCCUAUUCUAUCAUUGCAAUGACUUGACUAAAUACGUGCAUGAGGAAUAAAAUAGAGUUUACAGAAAGAAUCAAACAAAGAUCAAUUUUCUAUUGAUAAACAAAAGCGAUUUGAUAUCUGAUAAAAUUAGAGAGGAGUGGUCAGCCUUUUUGAAUUCAAAGAAUCUGAAUCACAUGUUCUUUAGUGCCAAAUUGGAAUAAGAGAAAAUUGAUAAGGAAGAAUAAGUGUAAGAUGCAACCAAUAUUCUAAUUUAAUAAGAGGAACCUAAAACUGAAGAAAACACAGAAGCAUUUAUAAAUACAUCAAAAAUAGCAGACAGAAAGAUAUUGUUAUCAGAGUUGAAAUCAUUGGUGUAAAAGAUUAGGAAGCAAAGAUAAGAGAAUGUGGAGACAACCAAAGUGAUCGAAUAAGAGGAUCAUGAUAUAUAACAUGAUGAGAAUACAGUCAUUAUUGGAAUGGUGGGAUAUCCUAAUGUUGGUAAGAGUUCAGUUAUUAAUGCCCUUUGUAAUAAGAAACUAGUUGGAGUUGCAGCAAGACCUGGAAAAACAAAGCACUUCUAGACAAUACCAUUGGAAAAAUAUCUAUUAGUAUUGAUCCUUAUUCUAAUUUAAGCUAUGUGAUUGUCCGGGUUUAAUAUUCCCCAAUGCUUCUUCAUCCAGAGCUGAAAUGGUAUGCAAUGGAGUCUUACCCAUUGAUAAUAUUAAAGAUUACUUGAGCCCAAUGGAUUUAUUAGCUGAAAGAAUCCCUAAAAUUGUUUUUGAAAAGCUUUAUGGAAUCAAUUUGCAAGAAUUCAAAGUUAUCGAUGCAUCUACUGUACUUUCUACCUACAGUAAAAAAAGAGGGUUCAUGACUGGUAGAGGCUUGCCAGAUGAAGCCAAAGCAUCUAAAUUAAUGCUAAAGGACUUUGUUAAUGGUAAAUUACUAUAUGUGAAAUUGCCACCAACCUACUAAGGUGAAGCUUUAUGGUAAUCCAAUCCUUUAGAAGAUUUAGAGAACCUAAUAUAUUAAUAAUAAUAAAAUUAACAUCAUUUAAAUGAUGAUGCUAAUAUUGAUAAUUAAUUUGAGAAUCAGUUGAUUCAGGAGAAGAAAAUCACGAAUGAAGAGAUAUUGGAAAUAUUCACUUAAGAAAACUUAGCUUAAUUGAUGGAAGGCAAGAAGGUUCAUGGUAUCAAAUUAACAAAGGAACAAAGAAGAGAGAUAAAACACAAUUUCCAAAGAGGUACUAUACAUUUGUAACAGCAUUUUAGGUGAUCCUAUCGACAUCAAAAAAUAUCUUAAUUUAUAACAAAACUAAAAGGAAACUCUAUAUAAAACAUAUAUUCAAGGUAAAAGAGGGUAGAUAUGAG